CGAGGCGGCCUUCCGGGUGUCCGGCACCAUGAGCAUCGAGAUCCCGCCGGGCCUCACCGAGCUGCUGCAGGGCUACACGGUGGAGGUACUGCGGCACCGGCCGUCCGACCUGCUGGGCUUCGCCGCCGAGUACUUCGCCCGCCUGCGGGAUGCCCGCGACCAGGAGGCGGGCGGUGGCCGCAGGGUGGUCAGCUUCGACGGGGAGCCCAUGCAGACCGAGUCCAACGGCGACGAGGAGCCCGACCGCGGCGACGACGAGUCCGACUCCGACUUCGAGCCUCCAGUUGUUAACCGAUACAACAGAAGAGUAUCAGUUUGUGCUGAAGCUUUCAAUCCAGAUGAAGAGGAAGAAGACACAGAGCAAAGGGUAGUUCAUCCAAAAACUGAUGAGCAGCGAUGCAGACUGCAGGAAGCGUGUAAAGAUAUCCUGCUCUUCAAAAAUCUAGAUCAGGAGCAGCUGUCUCAGGUCCUUGAUGCCAUGUUUGAGAGGAAGGUGAAACCUCAGGAACAUGUGAUUGACCAAGGUGAUGAUGGAGAUAACUUCUAUGUCAUUGAGCGAGGAUUGUAUGAUAUUGUUGUAGCAAAAGACAACCAGUCUCGCUGCGUGGGCCGCUACGAUAAUCACGGCAGUUUUGGGGAGCUGGCAUUGAUGUACAACACUCCUAGAGCUGCCACCAUUGUUGCCACAACAGAAGGAGCCCUUUGGGGACUGGAUCGAGUGACGUUCAGAAGAAUUAUACUGAAAAACAAUGCAAAGAAGAGGAAGACAUAUGAAUUAUUUAUUGAGUCUGUGCCCCUUCUUAAAUCCUUGGAGGCAUCAGAGCGAAUGAAGAUAGUGGAUGUUAUAGGAGAGAAGGUGUAUCAAGAUGGGGAGCGUAUAAUUUCUCAGGGUGACAAAGCAGACUGUUUUUACAUUGUAGAAUCUGGAGAAGUAAAAAUCUUGAUUAAAAGCAAGACUAUGACGUGUAAAGAAGCUAAUCAAGAAGUGGAGAUUGCCCGGUGUCACAGAGGGCAGUAUUUUGGAGAGCUUGCACUUGUUACCAACAAACCCAGAGCAGCCUCUGCCUAUGCUGUUGGGGAAGUCAAAUGUUUAGUCAUGGAUGUGCAAGCAUUUGAGAGGUUGCUUGGACCCUGCAUGGACAUUAUGAAGAGGAAUAUAACACAUUACGAGGAGCAACUGGUGGCAAUGUUUGGCUCUAGCAUGGACCUGAUGGAUCCAGGGAAUUAGGCACAGGGUACCUCAAUGCCUUCUUAGUUCAAGACACAGAAAAGCCUCCUAUCAGCAACACAACUCACAAGGACAACGGACACUAUGGAACAGUUACUGCUGCUGUUUUCUUGGGCAUUUUAGAAACCAUAAACAAGUCUCAGCACAGAUGGAUUGCUCACUCCUCCCUGCCUCCACUUUGCUGCUGAUACUUCAUUAUUAGACCUAGAUUAAAGAUGAUUCUAACCCUAUGUUCACUUACUUGGUUCAGAAUGGCGUCUGUCCAACAGUUCAAGUGCCUGAUACGAAACCCAAAGUGUGCAAGAUUUAGAAGCCUCCUUCCUUCUGGGUGUUACUGUUGGGAUAAAUUGUCCUGUCAGAUUCUGUAGUGGGAGGUUGCCUGCUCUGCAGAAGCAGCCUGUGGAAUACAAGCCUUUUAUGGGCUGAUUACCUUCAUCUGAUGCUUUCCUUACACAAUGUCAAGUUUGCUUUUAAUUGUAGCAUCUGGGUUUGAAGUUCAAGUAUCAAUGGAGCCAAUGAGCAAGAUGGCACUGAAGUUUUGGUCCACCUGCUGAAAGCAGCAGGUAAUAAAUAAUAUAGAGAGCUCUUUAAACCAAGUAAACCGAGCUGGGGACAUGGGAGAGUCUGCUUAGCAUCCAGAUGCAGAAAACAUAUUUUAAGUGUUUUUUGAGCAGCAGAGAAAAUUGGUUUACUCUAUGCUGUCCAACAAAGUGCAGUGGUUCAGAUCAAAUGGCCUGAAAGUGUCAUAAUUGUCAUCUCCCUAAAUUCCCUCCUUGUUCCUGACACUGAGUACAUUUUAUGGUGGUGAGAUCACAAUGUAUGACCUUUUCUUGCUUACAGAGAUCCUUUAUAAUGCUACAUUUCCCAGGGCGCAGUUGUUGACUGGGUCAGUUUUAAAGCUUUUUAAGGAGGUGAAUGUUUUGUAAUUUAAAUGAAGACUACUUCUGUACUUGUUUACAGGAGCUUUCCCCUAGUCCUAACAUUUCACAGUAUUUUAACUUCAUUAGACACUUGAAUGCUUCCAAAUGCCACGUUGAUUUGCUAAACUUUUCAAAAGUUGGCAACAUUUGACUUUGUAAAGCAAAUGUCUUUGCUAACUAGCAGUUGGUGUGUUUGAGGAGUCUUUUUGGUUUAGGUGAUAACUAAGCUAAUGAUGUUUAUCUAAAAUACCUGUUAAAUUUGCAGCAUUUAUUAGGUAGAUUCUGUCUCUAUAGCUUUAAGGACCUUAAUUGGCAUAUGGCUGAGAUUUUAUCAGGGUAUUACCUAAAUAAGAAUCUGACCAUAAGAAAGACAUUUUUAUGGUGUACAAACAGAAUAUGUAUAUUAAGACAUUGAAUUUGGAGGUAAUAAAUCUAGUGACCCUUUGAAUUUGCAUUCUUCCACAGCUCAUGCAAAACAUACUGGUGUUUUAUGGGGUUAUAAAAUUUUAAUUGUGAAUACUAGUGUAACAGAACUUGCUCUUUAUAUUCAUGGCCAUGUAAGCAAGAAUGAAAGGAUGCUAAUCUUGAAUUCCUGCUUUUAGUUAUCACAGUGGACAUUUCUCUUAAGGCAUGAGAUGCUUAGCAGCAACUCUUAAGUUGAUUUCUGGACAGUUUUUUCCCCAUAGUGGAUGAGCUCCUCCCAUUUCCUGCAAUAUGAGUAAGAUGGAAAGUUGAUAAAUUUGAAUGGCUGUUGUCCAGUUACUGUAAUUGCAGUCAUAUUUUUAUAUAAUGCAAAUUAUUUGUAAUGGACACCACUGAACUUGGUGUUUCCAUAUUAUUAAAGUCCUGGUUGUGAUGUCUA
This is a messenger RNA of Hirundo rustica (Barn swallow), 3010 nucleotides long. It is a transcript of the gene PRKAR2A, whose product is annotated as protein kinase cAMP-dependent type II regulatory subunit alpha. Gene Ontology annotation, biological process: regulation of protein phosphorylation. The transcript is spliced from 11 exons. The record is from RefSeq and is a predicted model, not a curated record. Gene Ontology annotation, molecular function: cAMP-dependent protein kinase regulator activity. Bases 29 to 1228 code for a protein of 399 amino acids. NCBI's taxonomy places the organism in Eukaryota, Metazoa, Chordata, Aves, Passeriformes, Hirundinidae. Gene Ontology annotation, cellular component: cAMP-dependent protein kinase complex.